Messenger RNA from Bufo bufo (common toad), 2130 nucleotides. Its product is annotated as posterior protein-like. Gene Ontology annotation, biological process: DNA integration. The transcript is spliced from 4 exons. The record is from RefSeq and is a predicted model, not a curated record. NCBI's taxonomy places the organism in Eukaryota, Metazoa, Chordata, Amphibia, Anura, Bufonidae. Bases 1 to 2130 code for a protein of 709 amino acids. Gene Ontology annotation, molecular function: zinc ion binding; nucleic acid binding.
AUGGUCUCCAUCGACUUCCUCCAUCUGGAAACGUGCAAAGGAGGUUAUGAGUAUAUACUAGUAGUAAUAGACCACUUCACCAGGUUUGCUCAGGCCUACGCGACCAAAAACAAGUCAGCAAAGACUGUUGCCGAUAAGAUAUUCAGUGACUUUGUCUUGAAAUUCGGAUUUCCUACCAGAAUUCACCAUGACAUGGGAAAAGAAUUUGAAAACCAGUUAUUCCUGGCCUUAGGAAAAAACUGCUACAUUCAGAACUCCCACACGACUCCAUAUCAUCCAGAAGGAAACGGACAAUGCGAAAGAUUUAACCGUACUCUGUUGUCUAUGCUUUGGACUCUGUCGCCAAAUUCCAAGAAAGACUGGAAGAACUCACUUAACCAGUUGGAAACGAGUGGGAAAAGUACAGAGAAAGUUACAGAGGAAGUUACAGAGGAAGCUCCAGAGGAAGCUACAGUGAAAACUACUGAGGAAAAGCCUGUAAGUCAAGCUGGAAACACUACAUGUUCAUCAGGAAACACAGAAGAAGAAAACUCUUCACCAGAAAACUCAACAAGGACAGUUGACAGCGAUGAAGGCGAUGAAAUGGAACUGGCCUAUAGUUAUGUUAAGAAAUAUGCCUCUGCCAAAUAUCAUUCAUGUGCAGAUGAACCUCUUAAGAGUCAAGUUAAUGCGUUGUUGUCUCAGUGUCAGCAACAUAAUGACAAGCUGCAGAGUAGACCACUUACAAAGAAAGGUAACAAACAGAAAUUGGCUAACGAAAUUGCGGUAUUGCUCAGAAUCACAGAAAUUUCUGAGCAAAUGGGGGAGCAAUGGAGAGCAGAAAGGAGUCAUCUUGGAGAGCAGAUAGAGAAAAUUGGAGAUAAUCUUAGUAGCAUUGCAACUGUCUCCAGUGUUGAAAUGGAUGACUUGAGGGCUACUGUGUGCAAUUUAUCCGAAAGAAAUUGUGAGCUCCAAGAACAAUUGGAACAAUGCAAUGCAAACUUUGAUAUGAAGAGUAGGCUUGUUGGUUCAUUGCAACUAAAAUUAUUUCAUAUGGAGGAAUUGGUAAUGUCUUUGGAGAGGAAAUUGGAAGAUGCAAACUCCCAGCUACUUAGAAAGGAGCAAUGGAUAUUAUCCCUCAAUGAACGGAAGAAAAAGUGUCCAUCAGCCAAUAUCUGUAUUGUCACUGAUGUGAAUACAUCCAAUGAGGUGGCAUUAGCAAAUGCUCCUGGAUAUUUAGGGGAGGGCACUAGUGUACUCACAAUUAAUGAAAAACUUACAUUGUGCCAGAUUCUGGGUGAGUUUAAUACACUGGAGUCACCCGUGUGCCUGUCUAAUAAAUUUGAGGCUAUUGUACAGAAAUACACUUUGAGUGAUAAAGAUGCAUGCUCUCUUCUAAAGGCUUGGGUGCCAGCACAUCUAGCAGCCCGGGUAUCUGCAUAUGAGAAUGAUAACUUAGAUGCAGAGGGAAGGAUGAAAGAACUGCAGCGGGUGUUAAAGAGUCGUGAUGAUAGAGGGAUAAAUGCGUUACAAAGAAUGAGAUUUAGAAGAGGAGAUGACCCUAUAUUGUUCUGUAACCAAUAUCUUUCACUGUACAAAAGUGUGUAUAACUGUCCUGAUAUGUCUGCUGAUGAUUCAGGCUUCAUAUACUCAAUGGCCAAUAUAUGUUACGUGAACUAUCCUAAUAGGAUUGCCCUCAGAAAUACCAAUUCAUACCAGAGCUUUAUCAAUAUACUUAGAGACUGGUGUGAAGAAUCCAGUGAUGGUUAUAGAUCAGAUGCAGAUAUAUCAGUAGUGAGCAGAGGUACAAGAAGGAAGAAAUUCAUCAGGUGUUACAAAUGUCACAGACCAGGGCACAUUCAGAGAUUUUGUAGAACCCCCGAUAUUUUCAGCCUGAUACCGGAUGAUAAAAGUAUAUCCACCCAGGGCAAGGAAAGCAUACCACAGGAGCCUGAUGUAAUGGAUAACAGCCUUGGGGAGUCAGGAAAUGCUGAGGGGCAAAAGGAGGAGAUUACAGAUAACAAUGGCCCCCACCCUCCGAAUAGCCAACAGCCAUGGGGGACGAGCAUACCAAUGUUUGCACCCUGGGCUAAUCUUCCAUUUUGGCUGGUAUGCAGAGCCACUAAAGGCAGCUUAGUCAAGCUGGCUUAA